Molecule: messenger RNA, 1911 nt
Organism: Ilyonectria robusta
Lineage: Eukaryota; Fungi; Ascomycota; Sordariomycetes; Hypocreales; Nectriaceae
Exons: 1
Coding region: 72-1805 (577 amino acids)
Source: RefSeq, a predicted model, not a curated record
UAGACCUCUGAGGCUUUGGGAAUAAAUUUCCAAGCAUUUUGGGCAAUCAACGAGGCAUUAGGCAGGCUAGAAUGUCUCCAAACACGUCCAGUCCCAACAACAGCAGAUCCGCUAGGAUUCUGGUUCCCGGAUCGGCAAGCGGACGCCUCGUCUUCUCCGAUGUUCCGCUGAGCUUCAUGAUGGGCGUGGACGCCGAAAGCGGCGUUAUAGCCGAUACGCAUCAUCCCCUCCGAGGAACAGCUCUGGCUGGCAAGAUCCUCGCGAUACCAUGUGGUCGCGGAUCAUGCUCCGGAAGCGGAACCAUCUUGGAGCUCUUACUGGCCGGAGCGGCUCCGGCAGCACUAAUCUUCCAGAAGACGGAAGAGAUUCUCACUCUAGGCGUUUUGAUUGCAAAGGCUAUGUUUUCUAAAUCCAUCCCUGUUAUUCAAGUGGAGGAUGCCUUGUUGUUUGGUCGUUUGACGUCUGCAGAAUUCGCCACAAUCACGGACGAGCGCUUAAUUGUCACGGGCCCAGAUGAAUUCCAAUUGCCUCUAUCGUCACCAAGGACGGACAAAGUGGCGCUUUCACUGAGUGACCAGGAAAUCCUUCAGGGCACCCGCGGUCCUGCGACGAAAAUGGCUCUGGAAAUGAUUGUGUCCUAUGCAGCCCUCCAGGGCGCAGACGCUUUGGUCGACGUCUCCCAAGCCCACAUCGAUGCCUGCAUCUACGUCGGGAAAAGCAGCCUCCUUAUCCCGAAGCGAUUGCAUGAGCUCAACGGGAGAUUUGCAGUACCAGUGACGUGUAACUCAUUAAGCGUUGAUCGGCUGCGGUGGCGCGAGUUGGGGGCAGAUCCCGAGGUGUCUGCUGCUUCGUCUCAGAUUGGAGACUUAUAUCUCGCCAUGGGGGCGAAGGAGAGCUUUACAUGCGCACCAUACCUCCUCGAGAGCAAGCCUAACGCAGGAGCCCAGAUUGGAUGGUCCGAGUCCAAUGCAGUUGUAUUUGCCAACAGUGUCCUGGGCGCGAGAACGCAAAAGUAUCCCGAUUACGUCGACGUUUUCAUCGCAUUGACGGGAAGAGCGCCAUACGCAGGAUGUCACCGAGCUGAGGGCAGAAUUCCCCAAGUCUGCAUCGAUGUGCCCCCGCUCGACGGUUGGGAUGAGUCUGUCUUUCCCCUACUUGGGUACCAUAUCGGAGGAUUAAUUGGCUCCGAAAUCCCUCUCAUUUAUGGCUUGGAGUCGAGCAACCCGACAAUUGCGGAUCUGAAGGCAUUCGGCGCCGGGUUCGCGACAAGCUCAUCCGCGCCCAUGUUCCACAUCCGGGGCGUCACGCCCGAAGCCUCCACCACGGAAUUCCCGGAAUGUCAGGCAAACCGCGUUCAAGUGGACAUCCACGGCCUGCAAGACACAUGGAAUCAACUAAACUCGGCUAAAAACGGGACAGUCGACGUGGUUUCGUUGGGGAAUCCACACUUUGCCCUGGAAGAAUUUGCGCGGCUCACAUUUCUUUGUGGGAACCGUCGAAAACUGGAGAGCGUGGAAUUCAUUAUUACGACCAGCCAGCAGAUUUAUAAAGAGGCUCUCGCUCUUGGGUACUUGGACGCGUUGGAAAGCUUUGGGGCUCAAUUCAUCACCGAUACUUGUUGGUGUAUGAUACAGGACCCGGUCAUCCCACCGCACGCCCAGACAAUCAUGACCAAUUCCGCCAAGUACGCACAUUACGGGCCUGGGAUGGUCAAGAGGGGGUUUCAUUUUGGUGGCCUUGCUGCUUGCGUUGAGGCGGCGUGCGUAGGGGAGCGUACCACCCAGGAAUGUGCUGUUGCUUCAUAAGUCCGACGUCGGAGGACUAGAAGGUUUCUACUUUCCCCAGAGCGAUGAAUUUAUCCGUGACUCACUCUGUAGCAACGGCCUGCAAUGUAUUCGCCUAUCUAGCUUA